Sphaeramia orbicularis (orbiculate cardinalfish) is the source of this 1154-nucleotide messenger RNA. RefSeq names its product fibrinogen C domain-containing protein 1-like. The coding region runs from base 28 to 813 and encodes 261 amino acids. Gene Ontology annotation, cellular component: fibrinogen complex. The record is from RefSeq and is a predicted model, not a curated record. The transcript is spliced from 6 exons. Gene Ontology annotation, molecular function: extracellular matrix structural constituent; protein-macromolecule adaptor activity. NCBI's taxonomy places the organism in Eukaryota, Metazoa, Chordata, Actinopteri, Kurtiformes, Apogonidae. Gene Ontology annotation, biological process: positive regulation of heterotypic cell-cell adhesion; blood coagulation; fibrinolysis.
AGCUUUAAAACUGUCAAUUAGGUCAAAAUGAAGAGCCUGGUUGGGUGCUGUGGACUGAUCUUGGUCAUUUUCUUGAGUUUCACGGAGCAGGUAAAGCGUAAAGUCAUCUCUCCUCAAGGAACGGACUGCAAUGACAUUAAGAGCCGAUCUCCACAAUCAUCCAGUGGAGUUUAUGUAAUCCAGCCGACUGGAGUCAAGACCCUCUUCAAGGUGUACUGUGAGAUGCGUACUGAUGGAGGUUGGACGGUGUUUCAAAGGCGCACUGGUGGGCAAGUUUUGUUCAACAGGAAUUGGGUGGCAUAUAAAAACGGCUUUGGAAACCUUACACGGGACCACUGGCUUGGGCUAAAGAAGGUUUUCUUUCUGACUAAGAGCAAGACCAAAAAAUGGACCAUGAGGGUCGACCUGUGGGACCAUGAAGGUGGAAGUGCCUUUGCAGAGUACAGCAACUUUAAAGUGGGCAACGAGAAAACGGCUUUUAAACUGCAAGUCAGGAAAUACAAAGGAACUGCAGGUGAUGCCAUCCGGGGCUCAUACAGUGGAAUAGAUCAGAAUGGUUUCGGCUUCAGCACCCUUGAUCGUGACAAUGACGGCUGCACACCGUGCAUCUUUGGAGAUAUUGCUGUGAAUGAAUGUGCGUCCUCAGACGGCGGUGGGUGGUGGUACAGCAGCUGUGGCUCUGCCAGUCUGAACGGGGACUGGCACGCUGCUGGUGACCACCUGGGUUGGGCAUCAGGCCUUCACUGGCACACCUGGAAAACAGGUGCCCCUUAUUCUGCAAAGGCCACUAGAAUGAUGGUCAAGCCCAUGUAGUGGAAGAGUAACCUUACCAAACCUGACUCUGAUUUGACUUUUCCUUGAUAACAGAUUUUAAAGCAUAACAUUUACCAAGGCUUAAAGUGUUACAUUUGGACAGUUUCUCAUUACACUAACCCUUUAUAAGAUCUUUUUUACACUAAUCACACUGCUCUGUCACACUCUUUGGAGAUCCUCUAGGUCUAAGCUUGGAUUUCAUUGUCAACAGCUGAGAUAAAGCAAUUUUUUUUUAUAGCUGAAAAUAAUGUGGAGAUUUUUGUAUAUGCUUGAAAUUUUCUUGUACUUGUUUUAAACUCGAAAGCUUAAAAAAAUAUGGGAAAUAAACUCCCCUGAACAUG